AUGGCGUCCAGUAAUGGCAACUUUCCAGAUGUCAGAAGUUUGAGAAGUGUAAAGAGCAGUCAGACUUUGAAAGUAGCAAACCAAGGGUUAAAACUCGGGUCUAAGGGUGCUGCUUCACCGACGCUAUCUGUGAACUUGGGGAACACAAUUGGUGACACGUCGCUGCUUCCUACAGGCAAUGACGACAGUCAAUACGAGGAUAACAGUGGUGGCAGUCUCCCGAGAAUCCUAUCCAUUGGUAACCUCUCAGUGAUGGAUAACUCACUGCGGUCACUUUCAUCUGCAAAGAGGUACGGCACUGCAUCGAACAGCAUUUCAAGAGAAAUCACAAGGGAUACAGCGACGAGUGGACCAGCUCCGAUAAUACAAAACGACGCUGAUGUGUAUGGGACGAACACUCCCCUGAAUACAACACCGUUUGAUCGGAAUACCGAUGUCGGUGGCGCUCCCGAAAAUCUGAUAGACAUGCUUGCAGAGAGCAUAUACUCGUAUGCGCCCUCGAUGAUCAACGGGAAAAGUGCUGGGGCGAAGCGGCCAUACGUGAGCAACGAGAUACCGAAUGUGUUCAGCGUUACCGAGCGCGACGUGAUAGACCAGGACUCGAACAGCGCGUUGAACAAACAAGACAAGAACUUCCUCAUCAUAUCGUACGCUGGGAAACCGAUAUAUGCCAUGCAUGGGCGGGAUGAGCAAGUGGUAUCCUUCUCAGGGAUCAUCAACACUAUUGUGAGUUACUUCCAGGUGAAUAACGAGGACAGUAUUAAGACCAUCACGUCGACUAACACGGGCCAGAAAUUUGCCUUUCUCAACAAGGACCCGAUUAUCCUCAUGGCGUACUCAACUAGGGGGGAGACUACGAGUGAGCUGCUGGAUCAGUUGGAUUUUUUGUACUCGUAUUUGCUUUCAUCUGUGACGGAGAGGCAACUGCACAAGUUGUUCUCGAGAAGGUCGAACUUCGAUCUGAGAACUUUCCUGGAGCACACGGAUUUUGAGAACCUGAAUGAUCUGUGUUUGCAGAUCACAAACCGGCUGUACCCUGACUUGUUACUGAACGCGUUACAGAGUAAUCCGUUGCGCAAGAGUGUACGUGCGAAGAUCCACGACGCGAUCUUGAACCAGCUCUCUGGGGACUCCGAUUUGAUCCCAAGGGGCACGCUCCUCUACGGUCUGCUACUUUCGACGCGGCAGAGCAAGCUUACCGCUGUAGUGCGGCCCCGCGGUCACACGUUGCACACGACGGAUCUCCAGUUGCUAUUCUGUCUCGUGCGGCGACACAUGGAGAGCGGCAGUGCUAGCAAAGAGUUCUGGAUUCCCGUUUGUUUCCCCAAAUUCAACUCGACAGGGUUCCUCUACGCGUACAUCCGGUUCUUGUCCCCCGAGGACAAGUCCGCGAUGGUUCUGAUUAGUGCGCAGAAGGACGCAUUCUUCAAGUUGAAGUUGUUCGGGGACCGACUGUGGGAGCGGCUUGUAUCGGAUAAACUGACCACGUACAUUGUCCCCCGUGGUGGCGGGUCUGCCCGGUGUGGGUUCCGAGUCAGGGACAUCCCUGCUCCUCUGGUGCACCACUUCGUUUACAAGUCUCGGAGGUUUGUGCAGUACGUGAUGCCCGAGGUGGAUUACAAUGUGAGCGGCAAUAACCCCUUCUUGGACGAAAGUGAGUCUUCGGGGGACCCCGAGGGGGUUGUUGAAUACCAGCGGAAAUUGCAGUCAUACUACCAGCAGUUGCACGACAGUGUGGUGUACGAUGACGGGGAUCCUAUUAACAAGUCGAUGCUGAGCUUUGUGAAGUGGAGUUGCCACGGUGCAUCCGUGGAGGUUGUUGGGCUUGCCUGGGUAACGCCCCAGUUCGAGUUGUACUUGCUUUGCAACGACGGUGUACGGGGCAAAGAGGUUGCUCUGAGGAGUGCGAGGCGGGUAGUCUCCUGGUGUCGUAAGCACGAGGCGCGGCUGUUCAUCCACGACGGGGCCGUGUUUUGA
Molecule: messenger RNA, 1977 nt
Organism: Huiozyma naganishii CBS 8797
Lineage: Eukaryota; Fungi; Ascomycota; Saccharomycetes; Saccharomycetales; Saccharomycetaceae
Gene: MON1
Product: guanine nucleotide exchange factor MON1
Exons: 1
Coding region: 1-1977 (658 amino acids)
Biological process (GO): vesicle-mediated transport; protein targeting to vacuole
Cellular component (GO): fungal-type vacuole membrane; Mon1-Ccz1 complex
Source: RefSeq, a predicted model, not a curated record